Striga hermonthica is the source of this 876-nucleotide messenger RNA. NCBI's taxonomy places the organism in Eukaryota, Viridiplantae, Streptophyta, Magnoliopsida, Lamiales, Orobanchaceae. The record is from the annotation of a GenBank genome assembly.
AUGCACACAAUCUCCCCAAUCACCACCGCCUCCCAUGCCCAUAACAACAACCACCAACUAGCACCGCCGCCUGCGCCUCCCCCACCACCACCACCGCCCACCGCUCCUCUCCCCACCAUGGAGGAGCGGCUGCCGCCACCACCGCCCGAACCCCCCAAAUCCCCACCGGCUGCCACCGCCACCACCGAUGAUCUUGCCACCUACGUCGUCCACGUCCCCCGGGACCAAAUCUACCGCGUCCCCCCGCCAGAGCACGCCCGAAUAAUCGAGCUCCACCACAACCGCGCCGCUGCCGGACGCCCGGCCGGCGCACGCCGGAGAACCCUCUGCUGGGCCGCCGCCGUCCCCAUCACCCUUAUCAUCGCCGCCGUCGUGGCCAUCCUCGCCCUCCGCGCCACCCUCUACCGCCCCUCGCCGCCCAGUUUUGCCGUGGUGGGACUCCGGGCCAAGAACCUCGCCGGGCCCUCAAAAGCCCGGACCCGACCCGAAUUCGACGUGAUCCUGCGGGCCGCCGGGAGCCCGAACCCGAGGCUUUCGGUUUCAUACAAGGGCGGGCUGAACGGGUCGGCGGCCCUGACCUUUCUGGGCCACAAGAUCGGUCUGGGGAAGGUCCGGGAUCCCAGUGGGGCCCACGUCGAGCUCCCGGUGGUUCUGGCCGGGAGCCAGACGGGCCUUACGCGGGAGGUCGAGAAGGGGCUUACCGACGGGUCGAAGGAGAAGCGGAUGGCGCUGAAGGCCGAGGUGGCGAUGGAGAUCGGGAGCUGGGUGAGGAACGAGAAGAGGAACGUCAAAAUCUCGUGCGAUUUUAGGGUGAAAAACUCGCUCGCGAGCGGGCCGGCCAAAAUAACGUAUCAGCUGUGCGAAACCGAGUUUUGA